Orycteropus afer afer is the source of this 1692-nucleotide messenger RNA. NCBI's taxonomy places the organism in Eukaryota, Metazoa, Chordata, Mammalia, Tubulidentata, Orycteropodidae. The record is from RefSeq and is a predicted model, not a curated record.
AUGUAUUUAAAAAGCGAUUCAGGAUUAGGAGGAUGGAUAACCAUACCAGCUGUAGCUGAUGUUCUCAAAUAUUCUUGCAUUGUUUGCUGGUCUUCUAGGGAAAAGAAUAAUGUGGAACAGGACCUUAAGGAGAAAGAAGAUACUAUUAAACAGAGGACAAGUGAGGUUCAGGAUCUUCAAGAUGAAGUUCAAAGGGAGAAUACUAAUCUGCAAAAGCUACAGGCCCAGAAACAGCAAGUACAGGAACUCCUUGAUGAACUGGAUGAGCAGAAAGCCCAGCUGGAGGAGCAGCUGAAGGAAGUCAGAAAGAAAUGUGCUGAGGAAGCUCAGCUGAUCUCUACUUUGAAAGCUGAAUUAACAAGUCAGGAAUCGCAGAUCUCCACUUACGAAGAAGAACUGACCAAAGCCAGAGAAGAGCUGAGCCGCCUACAGCAAGAAACAGCAGAAUUAGAAGAGAGCGUGGAGUCGGGGAAGGCUCAGUUGGGACCUCUUCAGCAGCACGUGCAAGAUUCACAACAGGAAAUCAGUUCAAUGCAAAUGAAACUAAUGGAAAUGAAAGAGCUGGAAAACCAUAAUCAUCAGUUAAACUGGUGCAGUAGUCCACACAGCAUUCUUAUAAAUGGCGCUACAGAUUAUUGCAGCCUCAGCACCAGCAGCAGUGAAACAGCCAACCUUAAUGAGCAGGCUGAAGGCCAGAGCAACCUAGAGUCUGAGCCCAUUCACCAGGAAUCUCCAGCAAGAAAUAGUCCUGAAGUACCACCUACUGGUACAACUGACGAAAAAGAAGUGGUGACUGAACCUGUUAAUGAAGAUGUUUGUACUGAAUUUAACAGUGAUAAACACUCAAAAGAGGAAGAUCCAUUUAAUGUAGAAUCAAGCUCACUGACAGAUCCAGUUGCAGAUACAAACUUGGAUUUCUUCCAGUCUGAUCCUUUUGUUGGCAGUGAUCCUUUCAAGGAUGAUCCUUUUGGGAAAAUUGAUCCAUUUGGAGGUGAUCCUUUCAGAGGUUCAGAUCCAUUUGCAUCUGACUGUUUCUUCAAGCAAUCUACUACUGAUCCUUUUGCCACUUCAAGUACUGACCCAUUCAGUGCAGCCAGCAAUAACAGUAAUACAUCAGUAGAAACAUUGAAGGACAAUGAUCCUUUUGCUCCUGGUGGGACAAUUGUUGUUGCAGCAAGUGAUUCAGUGAAACCUGUCAACAAUGAGGAUCCAUUUAGUUCUGCCACAUCAACUUCUGUCAGUAAUGUGGUCACUACAAAAAAUGUGUUUGAGGAAGCAUCAGUCAAAAGUGAAGAUGUGCCCCCAGCACUGCCACCAAAGAUUGGAACUCCAACACGACCUUGCCCACCACCACCUGGGAAAAGACCCAUCAACAAAUUGGAUUCUUCUGAUCCAUUUAAACUGAAAGAUCCAUUUCAGCCUUUCCCAGGCAAUGAUAGCCCCAAAGAAAAAGAUCCUGAUAUGUUUUGCGAUCCAUUCACUUCUUCUACUACUACCACUACCAAUAAAGAGGCUGACCCAAGCAAUUUUGCUAACUUCAGUGCUUAUCCUUCUGAAGAAGAUAUGAUUGAAUGGGCCAAGAGGGAAAGUGAGAGAGAGGAAGAGCAGAGACUUGCCCGACUGAAUCAGCAAGAGCAGGAAGACUUAGAACUGGCGAUCGCACUCAGCAAAUCUGAGAUAUCAGAAGCCUGA